AUGCUCAAUUAUUUACAGACAGCCACCGCCAACUUGGCGAGGCUAUCUGCCCACAAACCGAUCCACGUUACCCUUCUAACAUCGCUACUCGUGUCGAUAGCCUACCUCGCUGUCGUAGAUGAGUAUAUUCCAGGGCUGCUCGAGAAUAACGGCAGCGUGUACUAUUACCACCCACCAGGCACAAGUGAUUUCAACAAAUGGACUCAGGUGGAUGACCCAGCUCAAUAUGCUAACGCUGACCAAAUUCUGUUGGUGCCCUUAGUGUUCAGAAGAAAGAACAACCACGUCUUACCCAAUGUCCCUGACACCAUAACCGGAGCUCACUACGAAAAAAUCUUGAUGGUCAGGUCAAGCGCGUUGGACUCAAAGAUGGAUAGCUUGAGUAGAUUCACCGCUGAGGGGGUCACUUGGAAAGCCAGAUCUCACAAUAAGGUGGCAAGGAUCUUAGAGUACGGCAAGGUUGCUUAUAAGAAAGUCUGCCAGUUGAUUCGAGGCGCCGAGGCUUUCGACAUAUGCUUGAUCAUUGUGGCCUACAUUGCUAUGGCCUACACGAUAUUGAAAGUGUUCAUCGAUUUGAAGCGCAGCGACUCGAGCUUUUGGUUGGGAUUCUCCACAAUUGUGUCUUCCACCUUCGCUUUCAUCUUCGCCUUGGCCAUAACGACUAAGGUAUUUGAGACAAAGGUUUCUUUGCUCAGCAUGACUGAGGGAAUUCCUUUCUUGACUGCUAUCAUUGGCUUCAAACACAAGGUGUCCAUUGCAACCGCCGUGGUAAAUGAUUCAGCGUCAAACCUUGAUGUCAAGACCAUCGUUUCCACUGCAAUUGCCAGUCACACAACAAGUUUGCUCAGAGAUCACGUCACCGUUAUUGUUGCCUUGCUUUCAGCUUUAUUCUAUACCGCCAAAAUGGAGGGCUUAAGAAACUUUUGCUUGUUGAGCAGCACCAUCUUGACUUUCGACUUGUUGCUCACAUACACAUUUUUCUCGGCCGUGUUGGGACUUAAGGUUGAGAUUACCAGAGCUCGUAGAACUCACGACUUACAAACCGCUUUGGAAGAGGAGGGCAUUUCUUCCUUGGUGGCUGCAUCCAUUGCUAACCGCUCUGCUAAAAACGAGUACCCCAAAGGCAGUGACUCCCGCACCACCGUAUUAUCAUUCAAGAUAAUGAUGCUCGCCGUCUUUUUCGCAUUUCAUGGUUUGUGGUUGGGAAGCUCAUGGUUGUACGGCUCGUCUUCAGAUCUCUUCAACGAUACCAUCGGUCUCUCCAAGGAAACAGCUCAACAAAUUUCGGUUAGUUCCAAGGGCACCCUUAUCACAUUACUCAAGCCUCAGGUUUACGUUCCAAAUGGUGUUCUUGUAACUAUUGAGGAUGUCAUUUCUUCCAUAUUGGAGUCUGUAUCGAGGGCUAUCAAAGAUAGCCUCAUUUCCAAGUUCCUUCUUUUUGGGUUUGCAGUCUCUAUUUCUUUCAAUGCAUACUUCUUGAAUGCAACGCGUUAUCAGCGCAACGCCACUAAUAAGUUGGUCGAGAGAGAGAUGUCAAGACCAAAGCUUAGCGGAAUUGCCAAAACUUCGAAAAAGUCAAGAAAAACCAAGAAGAAAAAUGAUUCUUACGAUAAUGAUGACAGCUCUUCUAACGACAGUGCGCUAACCUUCAAUGCUCCUGUCAAGGUUUUGCCUCUCGAGGAGUGUGUCAAGCACCUUAAAGAAGGGAAGGUUAAAGAGUUGAACAAUGAUGAAAUAUCGUCAUUAGUUGUCGCUGGGAAGUUGCCUUUGUAUGCCCUCGAGAAGCAAUUGGGUGACAAUUUACGUGCCGUUGUCGUUCGUCGUAAAGCCAUUGCCAAGCUUGCUAAUGCUCCAGUCCUUGACACUGACAAAUUGCCCUUUGCCCACUACGAUUAUGAUCGUGUAUUCGGUGCGUGUUGCGAGAAUGUCAUUGGUUAUAUGCCUUUGCCCGUGGGUGUUGCUGGCCCUUUGAUCAUCGAUGGUGUUCCAUAUCACAUUCCAAUGGCUACCACCGAGGGAUGCUUGGUCGCUUCAACUAUGCGUGGCUGUAAGGCAAUUAAUUCCGGAGGAGGUGUUCAAACAAUUCUUACUCAAGAUGGUAUGACUAGAGGUCCAUGUGUUUCUUUUCCAUCCUUGGCUAGAGCUGGUGCUUGCAAGCUUUGGUUGGACUCUGAGGAGGGUCAAAGAACCAUCAAGAAGGCAUUCAAUUCUACUUCCAGAUUUGCGCGUUUGCAACAUGUUAAGACUGCGAUUGCUGGAACUUUGCUUUUCAUUCGCUUUAAAACCACCACAGGUGACGCUAUGGGAAUGAACAUGAUUUCAAAAGGUGUCGAACACUCUCUUAAGUUUAUGAUGGAGGAGUGUGGCUUCGAGGAUAUGUCGGUUAUCGCUGUUUCAGGCAAUUACUGUACUGAUAAGAAACCGGCUGCGAUUAACUGGAUCGAGGGUAGAGGCAAAUCUGUCGUUGCUGAGGCUAGAAUUCCCGCUGAUGUUGUAAGGAAGGUUUUGAAGUCCGAUGUCGACGCCUUAGUUGAAUUGAACGUUAGCAAGAACUUGGUAGGUUCAGCCAUGGCAGGUUCUGUCGGAGGUUUCAAUGCCCAUGCCGCUAACUUGGUUACUGCAGUUUACUUGGCCUGUGGUCAGGAUCCAGCGCAAAAUGUGGAGUCGUCCAACUGUAUCACGCUCAUGAAUAAGGUUGGCGACGACCUUCAAAUCUCCGUCUCUAUGCCCUCGAUCGAAGUGGGCACUAUCGGAGGUGGUACCAUUUUGGAAGCUCAAGGGUCAAUGUUGGACUUGUUGGGCGUUAGAGGACCACACCCCAAAAAUCCUGGUGAUAACUCCAGACGCCUUGCAUGUAUUGUUGCAUCUGCCGUUUUGGCAGCUGAGCUCUCGCUAUGCUCUGCUUUGGCGGCGGGUCACUUGGUUCAGUCCCACAUGCAACACAACAGAAGCAAAGCUCCUGCUAAUGGAGAUGCUCCCAAGCCUGUAGCCAACGGUACAACCAACGGUCAAGACAUCAAGCGCCUCCAGGAGGGUUCGGUGAACUGCAUCAAGUCAUAG
This is a messenger RNA of Candidozyma auris, 3060 nucleotides long. It is a transcript of the gene HMG1, whose product is annotated as hydroxymethylglutaryl-CoA reductase (NADPH) HMG1. The transcript has a single exon. NCBI's taxonomy places the organism in Eukaryota, Fungi, Ascomycota, Pichiomycetes, Serinales, Metschnikowiaceae. Gene Ontology annotation, cellular component: endoplasmic reticulum membrane; peroxisomal membrane. The coding region runs from base 1 to 3060 and encodes 1019 amino acids. The record is from RefSeq and is a predicted model, not a curated record. Gene Ontology annotation, molecular function: hydroxymethylglutaryl-CoA reductase (NADPH) activity; protein binding. Gene Ontology annotation, biological process: isoprenoid biosynthetic process; ergosterol biosynthetic process; coenzyme A metabolic process.